This is a messenger RNA of Hemicordylus capensis (graceful crag lizard), 3935 nucleotides long. It is a transcript of the gene CDC73, whose product is annotated as cell division cycle 73. Gene Ontology annotation, biological process: transcription elongation by RNA polymerase II; positive regulation of transcription elongation by RNA polymerase II. Lineage: Eukaryota; Metazoa; Chordata; Lepidosauria; Squamata; Cordylidae. Gene Ontology annotation, cellular component: Cdc73/Paf1 complex. The record is from RefSeq and is a predicted model, not a curated record. Bases 474 to 2069 code for a protein of 531 amino acids. The transcript has 17 exons. Gene Ontology annotation, molecular function: RNA polymerase II complex binding.
ACCUCAAAGAAAGCCACUCCGCCCUCUUCCGCUCUGAGAGGCUUUCUCCGCCGCCAAUCGCUUUUGAGUCCCGUCUCCUGGCUGAGCUGAGAAUUGGGCGGGGCUAAGGUUAGGCUUAGCCGAGACCCUGCGAGUUUAUCUGGCUUCUCUGCGCGGAGCUAAAGGGGAAAGUGGUGGUUGAGGAAAGGGGCGGGCUCGGGCUGGCCUUUGGUCUGUGCUUCGCUCAGGCGCAGAGAAGGACAGGCCUGCAGGGUCCUCCUCACCUCACCCUCGCGCGCGGCGGCUGGGCCGAUCAGUCGGCCAGUCAGUCAGGCGGUUUGUUUGCUUACUUGCCUGCCUGUCUGCUGGUCGGUCGUCCGGCCAAGUGGCCGGCAGGCGCGUGUCCGGCAGAGAGCGCGUGAGAGCGGAAGGCGAGGAGGCGAGCGCGCCCGCUCCGUUGUCGAGGCCACCCGCGAGCGAAGAAGGCUGAGGCGAUGGCGGACGUCCUGAGCGUGCUGCGCCAGUACAACACGCAGAAGAAGGAGAUCGUGGUGAAGGGGGACGAGGUGAUCUUCGGCGAGUUCUCCUGGCCCAAGAACGUCAAGACCAACUACGUCAUCUGGGGGACGGGAAAAGAAGGCCAGCCUAGGGAAUACUACACUUUGGAUUCAAUUUUGUUCCUGUUGAAUAAUGUGCAUCUUUCACAUCCUGUUUAUGUGCGGCGUGCUGCAACUGAAAACAUUCCUGUGGUAAGAAGACCUGAUAGAAAAGAUCUACUUGCAUACCUAAAUGGGGAAACAUCAACAUCAUCGAGUAUAGACAGAAGUGCACCACUUGAAAUCGGUCUUCAGCGAUCCACUCAAGUUAAAAGAGCAGCUGAUGAAAUAUUAGCAGAAGCAAAGAAACCAAGAAUAGAGGAUGAAGAGUGUGUACGGCUUGACAAAGAGCGGCUGGCAGCUCGACUGGAGGGGCACAAAGAAGGCAUUGUGCAGACUGAGCAGAUUAGAUCCUUAUCUGAAGCCAUGUCGGUGGAAAAAAUUGCUGCUAUUAAAGCCAAAAUCAUGGCCAAGAAAAGAUCCACCAUCAAGACUGAUUUGGAUGAUGACAUAACUGCUCUUAAACAGCGAAGUUUUGUUGAUGCAGAAGUUGACGUAACCAGAGACAUAGUCAGCAGGGAAAGAGUAUGGAGGACAAGAACUACCAUUUUACAAAGCACAGGCAAGAACUUUGCCAAGAAUAUUUUUGCAAUUCUUCAGUCGGUCAAAGCUAGAGAAGAAGGCCGUGCACCUGAACAAAGACCAGCACCAAAUACUGCACCAGUGGAUCCCACUUUACGGAACAAGCAGCCUAUUCCAGCUGCCUACAACAGAUACGAUCAGGAAAGGUUUAAAGGAAAGGAAGAGACUGAAGGUUUCAAAAUUGACACUAUGGGCACGUACCAUGGAAUGACCCUGAAGUCUGUAACGGAAGGAGCUUCGGCACGAAAGACUCAAACCCCAGCAGCACAGCCUGUGACAAGACCAGUCUCCCAAGCAAGGCCACCUCCAAACCAGAAAAAAGGAUCUCGAACACCCAUAAUCAUUAUUCCAGCAGCUACCACCUCUUUAAUAACUAUGCUUAAUGCAAAAGAUCUUCUGCAGGAUCUGAAGUUUGUGCCAUCCAAUGAAAAGAAAAAGCAAGGCUGUCAACGAGAAAAUGAGACUUUAAUACAGAGAAGGAAAGACCAGAUGCAGCCCGGUGGAACUACAGUCAGUGUUACAGUACCAUAUCGUGUCGUUGAUCAACCUCUAAAACUUAUGCCUCAAGACUGGGACCGUGUUGUAGCUGUAUUUGUGCAGGGUCCUGCUUGGCAAUUCAAGGGCUGGCCGUGGUUGCUACCUGAUGGGUCACCUGUUGAUAUUUUUGCAAAAAUUAAAGCUUUCCAUCUUAAAUAUGAUGAAGUUCGUCUAGAUCCAAAUGUCCAGAAAUGGGAUGUAGAAGUGUUGGAGCUUAGUUACCACAAACGGCACUUGGACAGACCAGUGUUUCUGCGUUUCUGGGAAAAACUGGACAGGUACAUGGUAAAGCACAAAUCCCACUUGAGAUUCUGAAUUCUUCACUGCCAUUUUGUUUUGGAUUGACAUUGGAUUGAAGACUUUGAAACGACUCUGGUCCAGGGAAGAGAGCUCUCCCUGUCCAUAAUUUGUCAAGAACAUUUUACAAAAAAAAGAAGGGAGUCAUCAUUCAAUCUUUUAUAAGACCUUGUUGGAUCACCGUGUUGCAAUGACAGGCUGACAACCAUCAUUACAAGCAAAGGAUUUUGCUUAAAACUAUUUUUUAAUAACAUAAGCCUUCUAGCCUGCAGUUCAAAUUGUAUAUUUUGAUAGCAGCCAUUUCUUCCCCAUUUUGUUAAAUUAGCAACAUUUUUACAAUAAUGUUUUUGUUUUCCAAUAGAAUAUAGGUUGAUUUUCACAGAAGGUUACAGACUUGUGUGUGUAUGUAUAUAUAGGUAUAGAGAUAGAUGUUCUAAACCACUUCGCUUCUGAGCAUAGUUCUUGGUUCUUUGCUUUAUUGUUUCACUUAUGAAAGACCUUUUGUUGUGGUUGGUAUUAUCUUCUAGUCUAAAGAACUCUAGGAACUAAGCAAAGUGAAGAUUGCUUUAGAUUAAUCAAAUUGUCAAUCUGUAUAUGUACUGUAUAUUCUUUCAGUCUUUGGAAAAGGGAUGAAAAGAAAUCCAAAAUUGCUUUUUUGUUAUGAUGAUAGUUUACCAAAACUGUACAAACAAAAAAUCAUUAUGAAUACAUUUGAAUUACAACAUUAUCCAUGCAAAUUCUUUAAUUUAAAAUUGCGUGUGCAUAUGACCCCACGUUGUGGUGUAUAUGAAACUCUAUACAUUAUAUAUACACAAGAACCUCCUUAGGCUUGAAUUGGGUGGUGUCUGGGGUUAUUUUUAUCACAGAGUUUGCAGAAUAGAAUCAGAGUUCUUCUGAUCCCAAUAGAUGUAGAUCCUCACAUUUUUCUUAGACUGCGUUCUUACUUUGAUAGUAGGAGAGUUGCAGCACCAUCACUCUUUUUCACAUAGCCAGGUAACAUGAAAAUCCUGCAGCCAAGUGAGAGGAGCUCAUGCUGCAGCUGCUCCUCACUCGCAGUAUAUUACACCAAUUUUCUAAAGCUCACACUGGCAUGGAAGGAAACUGCAUUGUGAGGUCCAGGACUUCACUUGUUGCUCUAGUGAUGUGAGAAGAAGUGGCAUCCCUCGUUGCCAAGGUAACACAAGUACCCAGUCUCAGUGGCAUAAGAAACCCAGAACAUCUUAAUCUCCAAUUACGCUGGCUAAAUCUGCUUUUCACAUUAAUCUGGAAUACCUUUCAGUAACCAAAGAAGAUGUUUGCUUGAUGGAGAGUGAGCAUAACUGAAGCAAGAAAAUGUGGUAUUUCUGUGAGUUUGUAUUUUAUAACAUAGCUGCUGAAUGCUGCAUACCAGUGGAUACACACAAUGAUCCUCAACAGUCGAUUACAUAUGGAUUUUUUCAGCUGAAGAAACCACUUAUUUCUGUGUUUCAGAUUCAGAGCCAUGUUUUUAUGCUGAGCAUCUGAGGUUUGUCAGAAGUAAAAUAUUCUACAUAUUCUUCCUUAGUUUGCUUUAUUUCAUAUCCUAAUUGGUUGCUCGUAACAUUUCCUAACAGAUGUUAAGGUUUUUCUUACUAUCUCCUUUUGAACUGUGAUUGAGGUCUAAAUGGCUUUUGGGAUACUCUGAAUACUUAUGAUAUUUAUUUCUAAUGUGGAGACUGUGGUUUCUAUUUUGUUGUGAAUGGAGCAAGAAUCACUUUUUCAGCCUUUCAGUCCUUUUUUUUUAGUGACAAGAUUUCAUGUUGGCAGUAUUUUUAAAAGAAUAUUGCCAUUAGAAUUAGAUAGAUGAACUAAUUCAGGACUAGAAUGUGUGUUUAAAAUAAAAAAGGGGUUCAGAAAAUUUCUUAA